This is a messenger RNA of Belonocnema kinseyi, 909 nucleotides long. RefSeq lists its product as uncharacterized. Lineage: Eukaryota; Metazoa; Arthropoda; Insecta; Hymenoptera; Cynipidae. The transcript has a single exon. The record is from RefSeq and is a predicted model, not a curated record. Bases 1 to 909 code for a protein of 302 amino acids.
AUGAAAAACUACACCUCACUUACGACUGUACAAAUUAAUUUUAUGGAGAAUGCAAGAUGGCUCGACAUCCCGGAAGGAAUGAAACGUCUUACCAAUGAUGACGGAUACUUUGCUGUCACUCUUCCACUCUGUAUGAUCUUAGGAGUUGCUGAAGACUAUCAAAUGAUGGUUGUAAAUGCAAAGCGUGAACUUGUCCUGACAAGAUCGCACAGUGACUUGAAUGCUAUUGUUCAGGCACGGCAACAGCCAGGAAAUGAAGAGCAAUUCAAGAUCUCGAUUCAUAAAGUGGAGUGGAUGAUACCAUAUGUAAUCGUGUCAGCUCAGGAAAAAGUACAGUUGCUCAAACUUAUUGAAAAAUGUUUUCUCACAACCAUGAGUUUUCGCUCAUGGGAAUUGUAUGAAUGCCCCCUUCUUCCCACCACCUCAAGACAUAUAUGGACUGUGAAGAAGUCAACUGAGUGGAAAAAACCACGGUACAUUAUACUGGGAUUUCAGAUAGGCAGAAAGAAUAAACAAGUCAGAUAUGAUAAUCACUUCAAUCACUGUAAUAUAACAAAUGUCAAGGUGUUCUUCAGUUCACAGUACUAUCCGUACAGUAAUUUGCAUCUGGACUUUGGUCAUAAUCAGUUUGCACUACUGUAUAAGAUAUAUGCAAACUUUCAGGUAGCCUACUACGGUAAACAGCCUGAACCAAUGUUAAAGAAAAGUGAUUUCAAGGAAUACGCUCCACUUACUGUCAUUAAUUGCUCAAAACAAAAUGAUUUUCUCAAACAGACCACUGUGGCCGUUCGUUUGGAAUUUGUAUCUGCAAACAAUUUCCCUGCUGAAACUGCAAACUACUGUCUAAUUAUACAUUACCGUAUGAUUCAGUACCAGCCCCUUCGUGGUAGCGUGAAGAAGUUGAUUUAA